This is a messenger RNA of Betta splendens (Siamese fighting fish), 2149 nucleotides long. RefSeq names its product smoothelin-like 1 (gene smtnl1). Lineage: Eukaryota; Metazoa; Chordata; Actinopteri; Anabantiformes; Osphronemidae. Gene Ontology annotation, cellular component: filamentous actin; microtubule organizing center. Gene Ontology annotation, biological process: actin cytoskeleton organization. Gene Ontology annotation, molecular function: protein binding. The coding region runs from base 178 to 1716 and encodes 512 amino acids. The record is from RefSeq and is a predicted model, not a curated record. The transcript is spliced from 5 exons.
GCAGGGGGCAGUGCUGACAGAGAGAGCAAAGUGGAGUGGUUAAAAGCAGAGAGGGGGACGUUCAGCCGAGCAGGAGUCGCCUCUGACUGAAUGAAACCUUCAUAAAGAAUCGAGCAGGGUUCACAAACGUGGGAUCUGACCUGUGUUACGACGCCUGAACAGACAUUUCUGGAGAGAAUGGAUGGAGAAUCACCCAAGCAGGAGACUGAGUCUAUGGAGGCGACAAAUCCAGCUGACACCAACAAUAACAAUAAUCAGGCAGAGGAAGCUGGGCUGGGGGAGAAUAAAGAUUCAGGGACAGAGCCUAUAAAGGGAGAAAUGGCAGAAAGUCAAGGAGGGGAGGAGGCCCCGGCAACAGAACAGGCAGGAGAAGAGGAGGCCAGAGCUGAAGAUCCUAAAACUGCUGCAGAUGAGGCUGAAGACACUGGCAAAGCAUCUACUGAUGCUGAUAUGAAGGAUCCUGAUACAAUAAAUGGAGGGAAGGAAGGCGAGACCCAGGAGGAAAAAGAAAAGGUUGAGGCUGAAAAGACUGAGAAAAAUGUAGAAGAGGUAGAGGAUGAGUGCAAAGGUGAAGAGGACGGCAAAGGUGAACAAAGGGCAACUGAGGAAAAUAAAGAUGCAGAAGAAGUGAGGGACCAGUGUAAAGAUGAAGAGAACAGCAAAAAUGAGGAAAAGACGACUGAAGAAAAGAAAGAUGCAGACGAAAUAAAGGACCAGUGCAAAGAUGAGAGCGACAAAAGUGAGGAAAAGCCAACCAAAGAUCAGAAAGCUGCAGAGGAAGCGAGGGACCAGUGUAAAGAUGAAGAGAACAGCAAACAUGAGGAAAAGACAACUGAAGAAAAGAAAGAUGUGGAUACAAAACCAGCAAAGGAAGCAGAGGAAAAGAAACAAGGCAAAGACGUUGGUGUAGAGAUGAAAGAGAAAGGAAAGACGAAGGAAGGAGAGAGGCAAGAGAAGCCCAAAAGAAAGAGUGGCCCCCCCUCUUGUGUCUCCAGACCGCGACCCUCUGCACGCUCCAUUAGAGCAUCCACCAGAAACGACAUUAUUGCCAAGUUCCAGCAAGGUGCACCACAGACACCAAAACAACCCAACUUCAAGAUUCAGAGGUCGUCUGCAGCCGCGGCUACGGGAGCUUCAAUCAAACAGAAGAUGCUUCAGUGGUGUCGCAGCAAAACCCGUAAAUAUGAGGGCGUCAACAUCGAGAACUUCUCUUCGUCCUGGAGCGAUGGCCUGGCGUUCUGCGCUCUGAUCCAUCGCUUCUUUCCAGACGCUUUUGACUUCAGCUCGCUGAAAGCGGAGGAGAGGGAGAAGAACUUCACCCUGGCCUUCCAGACUGCAGAGUCCUUGGCUGACUGCUGCCCCCUGCUGGAGGUGUCAGACAUGCUCAUGAUGGGCAAGAACCCAGACCCCAUGUGUGUGUUUACAUAUGUCCAGUCUCUCUGCCACAGUCUGUCCAAAAUAGAAAAAGAGAGAAAGGACAAAGAAAAGGAGGAGAAAGAAAAGGCUGGAAACGACGGAGAGGAGAGUGAGAAGGGAGAGGACAACACAAGUGAGGUGUCAGCAGAGAAGGAUGAAGGAGACAACGGGAUGAUGGACGGCCACCAAGAGAAAGAAGGAAGUGAAGAGGCAGAGGAGAGAAUGGGCGAAGAGAGAGAUGCACCACCAAGCUAUGAGCUGGAGGAAGAUGCUGGAGACUUACUAGAGGCAAAGUCCUAGAGAAAAACUGACAGCAAACAAGACUGAAAGGAGCAAAUCUAAAAUAUACAUGACGGUUACAGUAAGUGUUAGUCUGCUGCUACUCGGACUGCUGUCAAAACAAUGAGUCACACCAGUGAGCUUCAACUCAGGCUGGUAUUGUUUCAGUGUGAACUCUGUUGUUGUUGUUUUUUUGUUUGGUUGGUUGCUUCACUGUCAUAAUUGUUUGGAGCAUGUGAAGCACAUAAAGCAGAAAUGUCCAGUUCCUUUAUUUUCCUGUUUGUUUAUAGAAAAAAUAUUAAAGAAGGAAGUUUUUUGUACUAAACUUCAUAGUUCACCUUAAUUAUCUGCUGUAAAAUGUUAUGUACACAUAAAUACACUUGUCAUAGUAACUCAGUAACACACAUUAAAACAGUCAUAUAUCCUUUUAAUUAAAGCUACACUGUGGCGCCUU